Molecule: messenger RNA, 1014 nt
Organism: Aspergillus wentii DTO 134E9
Lineage: Eukaryota; Fungi; Ascomycota; Eurotiomycetes; Eurotiales; Aspergillaceae
Product: NADP-dependent oxidoreductase
Exons: 1
Coding region: 1-1014 (337 amino acids)
Molecular function (GO): oxidoreductase activity
Source: RefSeq, a predicted model, not a curated record
AUGCAAGCCAUUCGCCUCCAUCCUGCUUCGCCCAAAUCGACCCCCUAUUCACCAUCCAACCCGGCGCCAUCCACCGCCCUCCAGCUGGACCAUCAUGUCCCUAUCCCCGUGCCGUCCGCACCGGGGGAGCUUCUCAUCCGCGUCAAAGCCACAACCGUUAUUCGCGACAUGCUCACCUGGCCCGAAACCUACGCGCACCCAUACGCCAUUCCGGGAAACGACGUCGCCGGCAUCGUGACGGAGGUCUUCUCGUCAGCGAGUAACUUCAAGCCCGGCGACGAGGUCUUCGGCAUGGCAAGCACAGACCGCGCCGCCACGUGGGCCGAAUAUACCAUUGUCAAAGAGGACGAGGUAGCCCUGAAACCAGCCACAUUGACGUUCGCCCAGGCCGCGGCAUUGCCUCUCAGCGCGCAAACCGCCUACGAGGCCCUCUUCGAGCACGCGCGGAUCCCCUGUCCCACGGUAGAGGAGUUCAUGGCCCGGUCUGCGACGGGAAAGGACCACCGCGUGCUGAUUACCGGCGCUGCAGGUGCGGUGGGCGUAUAUCUCGUGCAGCUUGCGGCCGCAGCGGGGGUGCGAGUCGUCGCCGCUAGCAGUUCCAAUGCGCGCAAUGGAGACUUUCUCCGGGACCUGGGGGCCGACGAGGUCGUGGAGUAUAGUAUGCUGGACGGGCAUGGGCAAUUCGAGGUCAUUAUUGAUGUGGUUGGCGGGGAGGUGUUGGCGAAGUGUUGGGAUUACGUUGCGGAGACCGGAACGUUAGUUUCGGUGGACUCGGCGAGCUUCAACUUCGUGGAGGAGCAUGAGAAGCGUGGGCUGCGGAAGGUCGGGGUGCACGCUCUGUUCUUCAUCGUCGAGGGCAGCCCGAAUGCGUUGCGCUAUAUUGCUGAACUGGCGGGUGCCGGGGCCGUCCGGCCUUUCGUGGCAGAUGUAUACCCCCUUGCCAGGGCACGGGAGGCGUAUGAUCGUGCGAAUGGGAGGUUGUCUGCGCGUGGAAAGGUCAUUCUUGUUGUUUGA